CUCGAAGCGGCGACGUGCGUCAUUGUUGCUCAGAGCUCCUGCUUUUACAGCUCCAGAAGAUCCAAGCUCGCCCAACAACUAGCCGCCGUUUAUCUCGUCGUCACACCCGCAGUCUCCGCCCGCAGCACACACACUGCUCCACCCACCAUAUUCCUCCUUACGAGACCCUGCUGAGACAGCCGUAUCCCUCACACACCCGCCACGAUGCCGGAAAACCUCAAGAAGCUCAAGCCGCAGGCGCAGAUGACAAGGCGGGGCCCGUUCACAACCGAAGUCCCCGGCGCACAGAAGGUCGAAGGCGAGACGAUACCACGUCGCAACAACGCCGCCAAAGAUGGCCUCCAGGCACUGCCUUCGAUCCCCGGCGUCGAGACGCUCUACGAUCUGCUGCGCUACUCGGCCGCCAAGUAUGGAAACGCAAAGGCCGUCGGCGCGCGUCGCAUAGUCAACAUCCACGAGGAGACGAAGAAGGUGAAGAAGAUGGUCGACGGCGCCGAGCAGGAGGUGGACAAGAAGUGGAGCUACUUUGAGCUCAGCCCUUACACGUACAAGAGCUUCGUCGAGUUCGAGAAGAUGUCGCUGUCUGUGGGCUCGGCGCUGAAGUCGCUGGGCCUGGAGCCCAAGGACCGAAUGCAUCUGUUUGCGGGCACCAGCAUGCAGUGGCUUUCCUCGGCGCAUGGUGCCAUGUCCCAGUCGCUGGCGAUUGUCACGGCUUACGACACACUUGGAGAGGAGGGCCUCAGGCACUCGAUGCUGCAGACCAAGGCGAAGAUCAUGUUCACAGACCCAGAACUGCUGCCCAGGCUUGUGAACCCGUUCAAGGACGCCAAGGAUAUCCAGACAGUCAUCUACAGCACCAAGAACGACCCAAAACAAAAGGACAUUGACGCCCUCACAAGCGCACACCCUCACCUCAGAGUCAUAAGCUUCGACGAGCUGAUCAGGAUGGGUGAGGAGAACCCUGCGGAGCCCAUCCCCCCCAAGGCUGAUGACCUCGCCUGCAUCAUGUACACGUCUGGAUCCACAGGCACGCCCAAGGGUGUCAUGAUUGAGCACCGCAACGUUAUUGCUGCGAUUGCUGGCGUUGACGUCAUCGUUGGCAAGUAUCUCGGUCCUGGCGACGUUCUCAUCGCAUAUCUCCCGGCUGCGCAUAUCCUCGAGUUCGUCUUCGAGAACGCGACUAUCUACUGGGGUGGAACUCUUGGCUAUGGCACAAUCAGGACCCUGUCCGAUACUUCUGUGCGCAACUGCGCUGGUGACAUCCGCGAACUGAAGCCUACGGUUAUGGUUGGUGUGCCCCAGGUCUGGGAAACGGUCAAGAAGGGUAUCAUCGGCAAGGUCGAGGCAGGUGGCGCGGUCACGUCAAACCUCUUCUGGGGCGCCUUUGCUGCCAAGGGCUUCCUCCUCAACUCCGGACUGCCUGGUAGCGGUCUGAUCGACUCGAUCGUGUUCAACAAGGUCAAGGAGGCUACAGGAGGCAAGCUACGUAUCUGCCUGAACGGUGGAGGUCCCAUCUCCAAGGAAACGCAACGCUUCAUCUCCAUCGCCAUCACCCCCAUGAUCGGCGGCUACGGCCUCACCGAGACAUGCGCUAUGGGCGCAGUCAUGGAUCCUCGCGCGUGGACCGAAAACGCCCUGGGAGAAAUCCCAGCAUCGGUUGAAAUCAAGCUCGUCGACUUUGCCGACGCCGGCUACUUCUCCACCAGCAACCCUCCCCAAGGUGAGAUCUGGAUCCGUGGUGGCGCCGUGGUUUCAGGCUAUCUCGACAUGCCCGAGGAAACCGCCGAGGCCUUCACCGAGGACGGUUGGUUCAAGACGGGCGACAUUGGCGAAUUCGAUUCCGACGGCCAUCUCCGCAUCAUCGACCGCAAGAAGAAUCUCGUCAAGACAAUGGCAGGCGAGUACAUUGCGCUUGAGAAACUCGAAUCCGUGUACCGCAGCGCGUCGAUCGUCGCGAACAUUUGUGUUUACGCCGCUGAGGACCGUCAGAAGCCUAUUGCUAUUAUCGUCCCUGCGGAGCCGGCGCUCAAGAAACUCGCCGCUGAUGCGGGCGUGAAGGGCAGCGGGCUGGAGGAUUUGGUCCAGGACAAGAAGGUCAAUAGCGCUGUGUUGAAGCAGCUACAGACCGCUGGACAGAAGAGCGGGCUUGCGGGCUUUGAGAUUAUCGAGGGUGUUGUCUUGGCUGAUGAGGAGUGGACGCCGCAGAAUGGUCUUACGACUGCCGCGCAGAAACUCAAUCGUAAGGAUAUUCUGAAGAAGUAUCAGAAGGAUGUUGAUCGUGCGUAUGGCCGGUCGUAGGUGUGCUAUAUAGUGGUUUGCUUGCUUGCUUGCAUGUAUGAUUGGUAGGUAGGUAGAUGGAUAGGUAAGUAGGGAUGGUGAGUCCGUUGGUUUUAUAUGGAAGAUGUCCUUUCUUCUCCUCGGGAUAGAGUGAGAAAGAAAGAGAAAGAAGGAAAGAAGGAAAGAAAAGGUUCCACGAAUUUGUCCUCAGCGAUUGAAGGGUUGAAAUUGG
This is a messenger RNA of Dothidotthia symphoricarpi CBS 119687, 2509 nucleotides long. RefSeq names its product long-chain-fatty-acid-CoA ligase 1. The record is from RefSeq and is a predicted model, not a curated record. Gene Ontology annotation, molecular function: long-chain fatty acid-CoA ligase activity. The coding region runs from base 205 to 2298 and encodes 697 amino acids. NCBI's taxonomy places the organism in Eukaryota, Fungi, Ascomycota, Dothideomycetes, Pleosporales, Dothidotthiaceae. Gene Ontology annotation, cellular component: plasma membrane; endoplasmic reticulum; lipid droplet. Gene Ontology annotation, biological process: long-chain fatty acid metabolic process; long-chain fatty-acyl-CoA metabolic process. The transcript has 4 exons.